AUGUAUAGCUUAUUAGGAGGUUUACAAGAAUCUAAAAGACAUUAUCAUGGUGUCGUGUACCGUGGCAUGGGUUUAGGAUCUGUAGCAUCAUCGGCAUAUAAAAAAGGGUUAUUAUUUUAUUGGUCAGGUUUUACAUCUUGCACUAAAGAGUUAAAAAUAUCAACUAAAUGGAGUAGAUGUACUGCUGUCUCUGUUAUUAAUAUACCACAAAGAUUUUCUCAUGCAUGCUUCAACAUAGAUGACAUAUCUAAGUUCCCAUCAGAAAAAGAAGUACUAUUGCAACCAUAUACAUGUUUUCGUGUUCUAAAUAACCCUACUCAAUCUAACGACAGUGGAAAGGAUCUAACUAAAAUAGAACUAGUGAUUGAAGGUACUGCAUGUAAUUUAUCUGGUGUGUGGACAUGUGAUGACAACGAGCUUAAUGUAAAAGAUGCCGGUACAUAUUGUAUAAGUCACUACAGACAAAAAGUAUUCUGGUUUGAACGACAAAGCAAAGCACGAUGGAAUUUUGCCAAUGUCUGUUGUGGUACAAUAAAUAAUGAUUAUGAAUUGACAAUACAAUGGGGUGAUCUUCCACUUGUACAUGAUAAAUAG
Rotaria sp. Silwood1 is the source of this 594-nucleotide messenger RNA. The record is from the annotation of a GenBank genome assembly. NCBI's taxonomy places the organism in Eukaryota, Metazoa, Rotifera, Eurotatoria, Philodinida, Philodinidae.